AAUAGAAUCAUGGAUUUCAUAGCUGUCAAAUGUGGGCGUGUCAUUACGACCACGCCCUUAAAAUGGAGUCUCUCAAACAGUACAGUGAUGAUGAAGAUGAGGUUACUCAGAGCAAAGAAAAGCCUCGUGAUGAAAGAGCUUCCAAUAAAGAAAGAUAUGAAAAGGAGAGAGACAGAAGGAGAAGAAGAUCAAGAUCUAGAACUCCACCCAGAAGGAGGAGCCAUGGACAUCAUUCCAGCAGAUCACAGCACAGACACAGUCCUCAUCGUCAUAGAUCCCGCUCACCUCCUCAUAGACACAGCAGCAGCAGUGACCAGGAUAGACAAAGAAGAUCAACGAAACAAGGUUCUAAAGAUAAUGAUAAUGGUGAUUCAUCUGAAGUACCUGUAAAAGCUGCUUCAAGUGCUCCAGAGCAAGUUCCUGCCCAACCAGUGAAGCUUCCAGCUCCUCAGCCAACAGCAAUGGCUCAGAAAAAGAAACUGUUGUGGAACAAAAAACCUACAAAUCAAUCAUGGAAUAACUGGGAGAGUGUUUCGUUUGAAGGUAAUGAAAUGGCACAGUCUAAGUUUCGGCGGCUAAUGGGGAUCAAGUCUGGCACUACUGAGGGAGUCAAACCUGAAGGAACAGCUGCUGAUUCUACUGUUCUCAAGAACUUGGAGUCUCAGUAUGAAACAUCGCGAUACAUGACUCACCUUGCUAAAGGAGCUGGUCUUGGAUUUGGUAUAGUAACUCAAAACAACACAGUUGACCCUCAUGACACUGACAAAUUAAAUGAAUAAAAAUAAUAAUAAUUGUCAAAAUUGUUCUAAUUGAGCACGUGCAGAGCAUAAUGAAUCAGACAUGCUUUCAAUUGAUAGCCCAUUACACAGGCACAAAAGUAUAAGACAAAAGGAAAGCAAAACAAUAUUUACAG
Molecule: messenger RNA, 913 nt
Organism: Amphimedon queenslandica
Lineage: Eukaryota; Metazoa; Porifera; Demospongiae; Haplosclerida; Niphatidae
Product: arginine/serine-rich coiled-coil protein 2-like
Exons: 6
Coding region: 30-779 (249 amino acids)
Source: RefSeq, a predicted model, not a curated record